Messenger RNA from Mya arenaria, 1462 nucleotides. RefSeq lists its product as uncharacterized. The record is from RefSeq and is a predicted model, not a curated record. Lineage: Eukaryota; Metazoa; Mollusca; Bivalvia; Myida; Myidae. The coding region runs from base 1 to 777 and encodes 258 amino acids. The transcript is spliced from 2 exons.
AUGGGUGCCAUAUCGACAGUGGUCCAGCAGAAGCGGCUGUCCAUCUCUCGAGGCCACACUCACAUUGGGCUGUCCUCCGCAUCGACUGUCCGUCAACAUGACGACGAUAGACGGUUCGGCGACAUUCAUUGUCCACACUUCACGUAUGACCGUGAUACUGUACAUCAGUACCGAGAGAUAAGCGAAAGUGACUUCAUCUUGCGGAAUUACUCCACAGUCCAAAAGUCCCAGGGCAUGGUCCCCGGGGGUCGCAGGCUCAAGAAGUACCGGGGAGUCCUGGGAAACAGGGCCUUUCACGCACCGGGGAAGUUUUAUUUCGAAGUGCGCAUCAUGUAUAAUAUUGUGCGCCCCCUGGACAACAUAAACUUUGUGUUUGAAGUUGGUGUCAGUCGUCGCGGUGACGUAGAUCACAAUUACUACAUCUACGAUCAGCCAAAUGCUUGGUCAUUUUGUGGACAACACUGUGAUGACCACAAGCAGGUAUGCGCGUGGUGUCGUCACCAUGGCUUCAACCUGGCGCACAUGCCACUCUCUUUGAAUACAGCGGGCACCACGCUUGACAGGAAGUUUGGAUUCUUGUUGGACUCUGACCGACGUCAAUUGACGGUGUUUGACGUCACGCGUAACCGAAAGGUCCACAGUUUCACUGACGUUGAUUUUAGUUCUGGACUAUGGCCUGUAUUCGGAUGUCAUUGGCCAAGCAAAGUGAAGCUUGAAAUGAUUUUACGGACUGGCAAGGACAUUGAAAGUAUUGCAGAUGUCGUCCGUCAAGCAUGACACUCAUCGUUGAAAAAAUAGAGCAUUAUAUUAUGGCAUAAAGACCACUAACUAAAUGUUCCUAAAUAUUGUAUAGGGAAUUGAACGAUUUGACAUGACUCGGAUUUCAAGUGCUUCAAGAUCCCAAACGCCAUUGAUGGGAUGAGCACUACACUUGCUUACUGAACAUUUAAGAACAUUUGAAAAAUGUACGUUUCCUAUAAGAAAAAACAAUGGUUGAACGUUACCAUUGUUUAUUCUUUUAAGUUGCGCAAUCCCGCGUAGAACAAUCAUUGUGGUGAAAAUCAAGUAGAUCCAGCAUUAUCUUUAAAUCACAAACCAUUCAGCUUAAAAACCUAUCAAACUUGAAAGUAGGCAAUGAUCUGAUAUUGUAAAAAACAUUCUCUGUUUCAUUAUCCUGUGUUAAUAAAAACACGAAAAAAACCAUGUAACAUUGUAGUGAGUAGUCACUUCCGAAUCGGUGUAAUCUAUCCUAUAACAACCUGGCAGAUCAAAAAGAACUUUGUUUUGCUGAACGACCUCUUCGACUAUGGUUUCUGGCUCAGAGAGGAUGAAAAGUGUUACUGCGAAGUUCCUUGGUUGUCUUAAUUCUCACCACUGCUUGGUUCUCAACAUACGUGUUUGGAUUUUUGUUUUUUAUUAUGAACUCUAAAAGAGAAAACCGUUUCUUUUCUGGAUGUAAUAA